AUGGGGGACGAUAUUGAAGAUGACGUAGAUGAAGAGAAAUACGAUUCUGAACUAGAUUGGAAACCGCCUACCAAAAAACUAAAAACCAAAUUGAGAACCAGGCAAAGGAAAGUAAUUGUAAAAAAGGAACCUAAAGAGAAAAAAGAACCAAAAGAAAAGCGUCCGGCCAGAAAAGCAGCCAUCAAAAAUCAGGCAUUGCGCGUAAAGCCAAAUCAAAAAGCAAGAAGCUGGUGCUGCAAGCUGUGCUUCGAGGAGUUUGAUACCCGGAAGAACCUUGAGUACCACAGAAGAACGAUGCACGAGGAAUCGGAAACCAUGCAGCUUGAGGCUGACAGCUUCGAUAAAUAUUCCUUCGACGAAGUCCACGAAUUCUAUACAUGCAACACGUGUUCCGCCGAGUUUCAAGACAAGGAAGAAGUAGAGAAACAUAUCGAGACUCACGAAGAGAAAUACGAUUGCGAAGUUUGUAGUGAAACAGUCAAGGGGGCGCUUAACUUCUCCUGUCACAUGCAGCAACACAGAGAGGACAACAAUUUCCCUUGUCCCCUUUGCACGCAUAUCACCAGCCGGAAAUCCGCCAUGUUGACACACAUCUCGCGCUUGCACUUCCGGAAGUACGAUUUUCAAUGCAGGAUGUGCGGCAAGUGCUUCAACGACGCCACCACGUUCAAGGAACACGAAAACUUCCAUCUUGGCAUCAAACCGUUCAUCUGCGUCGUGUGCAGCAGGGAGUUUAUUUACUCCAGAUACCUCAUCGCCCACCAGAUUCGUAACCACAGAGUCAGAGUGCUCGACAAAGAUUCGAAAACGCAGUGCCACAUGUGCACGAAGAUCUUCGCCAGGAGCGAAACUCUGGUAAAGCACAUGUUGAACAAGCACCUGACCUACCACGAAGGCCCUCACGAGAAGAAGCACCUGUGCGACGUUUGCGGCCAGGGUUUCUCGCGCACUGACAAGCUGAAGAUCCACUACAGGAAGCACACCGGGGAGAAGCCCUAUUCGUGCGUGUACUGUAGCAAGAGUUUCAUCAAGCGCGACUACUUGAUUAUGCACGAGAGAAUCCAUAACGGCGAAAAGCCGUAUGUGUGCGAUUACUGCGGCAAGAGUUUCAACCAGGGCGCGCCACUGAGGAUCCAUAUGCGCAGUCAUACUGGGGAGAGGCCUUACAAGUGCCCACACUGCGAGACCGGAUGCAUUUCCAAGGGGGCGCUUAACGCGCACGUCAAAAGUUGUUUAAGUACGCUUUAG
Molecule: messenger RNA, 1248 nt
Organism: Acanthoscelides obtectus
Lineage: Eukaryota; Metazoa; Arthropoda; Insecta; Coleoptera; Chrysomelidae
Source: the annotation of a GenBank genome assembly